AUGGGUCUAAACAUACGCCAGGCGCCCACUGCCGCUAACCGCGCUCUCAAUCUCCUUCGAACAGUUCAAUAUACCCAUCCCCCCAACUGUCCGUGUCAUGCAAGCCCAGGCCAUUAUCAACCUACACCUUCAAUACUCAACCAUGCAAAGCGAUCACUUGCUACACCUGUCGACUCGUCAAGGAAGAGAGAAUAUGCAUUCGAAAUGGCAGCCUCGAGCAUCCGGUUUGGACCCGGAUGCACGAAGGAAGUGGGCAUGGACUUCAAGAACAUGGGGUCUAAGAGAGUAUGCGUAGUGACAGACAAGACCGUUGGGAAGCUGGAUGCUAUGCAUCAGGUUGUGGAGGGGUUGACAAGGGAGGGGGUGGAGUUCACAAUAUAUGAUGGAACGAGGGUAGAGCCCAAAGACAGCUCUAUCAAGGAUGCGAUCAACUUCUCUAAGAACUAUGGGCCGGACGCUUUCCUCGCAGUCGGAGGAGGCAGUGUCAUAGAUACAGCGAAACUCAUGAAUCUUUAUACGAACUUCCCCAAUGCUGAUUUUCUCGACUUCGUCAAUGCUCCGCUGGGUAAGGGUCUGCCAAUCACAAAGGCGCUUUACCCACUGAUUGCUGUUCCCACCACCGCCGGCACUGGAUCAGAGACUACAGGAACCGCCAUAUUCGACCUUGUCGCCAAGAAAGCAAAAACGGGAAUCGCGCACCGCGCUCUAAAGCCCACACUGGGCAUAUGUGAUCCCCUAAACACACGUACCAUGCCCUCUGCAGUCCAUGCAUCAACAGGCCUCGACGUGCUUUGCCACAGCCUCGAGUCAUGGACCGCCAUCCCAUAUCAAACUCGAACGCCGCGGCCAGAGAAUCCAAUAAACCGGCCUGCAUACCAAGGGGCCAACCCCAUCUCUGACAUAUUCUCCCUUCAAGCUCUCAGAGCAACCGUCAAGUAUCUUCCUCGCGCGGCCAAAGACCCUGAAGAUCAUGAAGCCCAAUCAGAGAUGCUUCUCGCCGCUACCUUGGCCGGCGUAGGUUUCGGGAAUGCAGGUGUUCAUCUGUGCCAUGGCAUGAGCUACCCCAUCAGCGGGCAGAAUCCGGGUUACAAGCAUGCGGGCUACGUGACCGAUAAGCCCAUCAUUCCCCAUGGCGUCAGCGUGGCCGUUACAGCACCUGCAGUCUUCAGGUUCACAGCCGCCUCAAAUCCGGAAAGGCAUCUUGCAGCUGCCGAAAUCUUUGGGGUGGACACUAGUUCCGUGAAGAGGGAAAGCGCGGGAGAAGUACUUGCGGAGGCGCUAUCGAAUUUUCUGGUGGAGUUGGGUGAUCAGCCCAGAGGGUUGAAGGCAUUGGGGUUUGGAGGUGGUGAUAUAGAUGGAUUGGUUGAAGGAACGCUACCGCAGAAGAGGGUGCUGAUGUUGGCACCGGGCUUGAGUGAAGAGGUGAAUGAAGAGAAAGAGCAGUUGAGAGGUCUUUUCGAGGAUGCUUUAACAUAUUAA
This is a messenger RNA of Letharia columbiana, 1479 nucleotides long. RefSeq lists its product as uncharacterized. Gene Ontology annotation, cellular component: mitochondrion. Gene Ontology annotation, molecular function: alcohol dehydrogenase (NAD+) activity; metal ion binding. Bases 1 to 1479 code for a protein of 492 amino acids. The record is from RefSeq and is a predicted model, not a curated record. The transcript is spliced from 2 exons. Lineage: Eukaryota; Fungi; Ascomycota; Lecanoromycetes; Lecanorales; Parmeliaceae.